AUAUGGUGACAAAUGGCAAAUUGGUGAUAUUAUUGGUGUAACCAUAGAUGUAGACAACGAAUUGAUAGAAUUCUAUCGCAAUGGCAAAUCCAUGGGUCCGGCAUUCGAGAAACUUGAAAAGGGACCAAAUAUAAGUUUUUUCCCAGCCAUAUCACUGGGCUACAAUCAGGGGGUACAGGCUAAUUUUGGUAACGCCCCCUUUAAGUAUCCAGUACCGGGUUAUAUGCCUUUAAUGGCCAAACCUUUAAUAUGUUUAGAAAAAGCCGAUUUGCUGUUGGAGUAUUUACAAAAUUUAGCCUUAGUAGUGGCACGACAUAAUUGUGAAAUGAGAAAAAGGCCUAAGGAUGAUAAAUUAUCCACCAAGAAAACGGUAUAUGUGGUGUUUUGUACCCUAUUGAUAGAAAAGUUGACGCCUUUGCUGUUUAACACCUAUGUCAUAGAGGACAAACUGUUGCCUUUAAUGGGACAAAUGUGCAAUAUGAAAAAUGAAACUGAUUCCAUAUUACCCGGACAUGCGGAGAGUAUUUUAGGUGCUCUGUUGAAUAUAUUUUGGAAUUAUUUAGAAGUGGAUGAAAUGAAGUUUCUUUUAAAGAAACUAGCCAAUGCUAUGCUUAGUAAUUAUACUCAUACUAAUAAGGGUUUAGACUAUGAGCAACAGCGUCAUGCCUUACAGAUUUUAAUAUGUCUGUGUAAUCAUACACGCACUAGAAAAACCUAUUUGGAACAUAAGUUCUUCAAAAAACAUUAUUUGGCUUUAUUAAUGUAUAUACGACCACCGGAGUUUAAUUAUAUGCAAAAUUUAAUACCCAAUCAUAUGGCCUGGACUGAGGGUAUUGGUGGUCCCAAAAGUAAAUAUAUGGCUGUUGUGGAGAAAAUAGCCAAGUCUACAGAUUUCUUAUAUGCCUUACAAAAGACUCUAUUGCUAACAUUACUCACCAAUAAUGAUGGUGAUGAUAAAACACCCUCUUCAAGUAAAUUAUUUUUAGCUAAACUACGUAGAUAUGUUAUGGAUUUGUCCAUGGAACAAAGGCCUUUUCACUCUUUCUUCUUUAUGCAAUCGAGUAUUUUACAUCCCAUUGAGAAUACAGUGGCCUUAGCUUUCAUUGGUAUAUUAGUUGAUGUCACCAAGACCACCUUUGACAAGGAAAUGCCUGGCAAUGAUAUAGAAAUUAAACCCAAAUACUUUUACGAUGGCAGUUUCGAGUAUCAACAUUAUGAUCGUGUGGGUGGGGUAUUGUCUCACUUGCGUAAAGUGCAUCGCAAUGAAAUACAACAGUAUUUGGGUACGGAAAGAACCCAAGAGCUAAUAGAAGAUGACCGGGUUAUUGUGAGAGUAGCAGAAUUAACUGCUGAUACUAUAAAUAAUAUUUCCAUUAUAGGUCGUUCUGCUGGCAAUUCGGCCACCUUUACCUCUUUUAUAAAUCCCCGGGUAACUAAUACUUUAGAAAUAACUCCCGGCAAUAGUGACAACGAAUCUUCUUUAUUUCAAUUAUUGGAUUUAUGUGUUUUAUAUUAUUACUGUGUGGGUCAUAAAUAUAUUGUUAAGAUUGCCUCGGUACGCGAUGAAAUCGCUGCCUUAAAUGAUGUUCUUUUAGAAACGAAAUACUAUCGUGAAGAUGUUGAAAAGAAACUGCAGGCUUUAGAAGAUCAUGCCAGUGUUUGUAUGAAUGAUCAGCAUUCUCAUGUGGUUUCAGAAUUAAGAACCAAAUUCAGUCAAAGGGAAAAUGUUUUUGCGAAACGUUCGAUUGAUUUGGCUCGUAAACAGGCCUGGUUUAGAGCUGUGGCAUUGGGUCAGAAGAAACGUCUAUUAUUAAUUUGGUUAUUGGAGAAAACUUUAAGAACCUUAAAUGCCUCUUCCCAUCAAGGCAAUUUAUUUUCCUUUGUACCCGAAGUCUAUAUCAACAUAUUACCCAUACUGCUGGAUACAGUAAUGGAUUUUAGUAAUCACGAUUUAGUAGUACAAUUUGAGGUACAAGACUCGGAAUGUGUUAUAAGUAUGGUGGCCGAUUUCUUAAGUGUACACUCAGCAGAUCCACGCAUUAUUUUGGCUUCAUGUAAAGAUUCUUUGCUGCAAGCUUUGGGUACAUUAACAUGCCAUAGAUCAGGUAUUAAAGCAUUGGAAAAAGCACCCAAGAAAAGUCAAUUAGCUUUAGUUAAAGCCUUAUUGCGGCCUUAUGAAAAUCGUGCCUGGGGCCAGAGUAAUUGGUUGCUAUUGCGUUUCUGGUUGGGUGAUGGUUUUGCUUAUAGUGAUGCCCGCCAGCCUUGUGUUUGGCAGGGUGGUAAUUCGCCUUUACAAAUAGGUCUCUGUCGUUCUCGUGCCAAAAAUGAGACACAUACUGGAUUGCUGCAUAAUAUAGCACCAGCAAAUCCUUCGAAGCACUUUCAACAGCUAAUAGGAGCAAAACUAAUAGAGGAUGAACCAUUUGCAACGGCCUUUUUGAAUUCUGUAUUGAGUCAGUUGAAUUGGGCUUUUUCCGAGUUUAUAUUACUUUUGCAAGAGAUACAAAAUACGGCUCAUCGCCAGGAGAACACAGUUUUUGAACCCAAACAAUUGAAGAUUUGUUCGAUGUGUUUUGAGUUGACUGUGUCUUUGAUGCGUUGUUUAGAAUUGAUUAUUACCGUGGCUCCCGAUAUAUUUCAUGAUCAAUGCCGUCCAAAUAGUGAUUUGGUUCUGAAUCGUGUUUGUCAACUUAUCAGUCAGGUUUUAUCACGUGUCACCGUGCCUCCAGGAUGUUUUCAAUUUGUGGUCGAUAUGUGUUCGGCUGAUUUAAAUGCCGUUACUCACUUCCCCAUUAUAACGGCAGCAUUGGGUAUUUUGUUGGCUUUGUUUAAGGAGGAAAUGGAUAAUGAUAAGAAUCCAACAAAGGUAGUUGUCACCCGCAUUACCCGAGCCCUUUUAACGGAUCCCAGUUUUCAAUUUGCGAAUUUAGAAUUUGCUUUGGGUGAAAUAAAAACACCCAUAUUACAACAAAGUGAAAUACCUAGAGGUAAUUUUGAUCCAUCGACUAGACCUCAUAUAGAUCCACUGACAAAUGAUGUAAGAGUUCCUCAACCUACUACCUCUACGAAAAGAAUACGAGCAGAUCCUCCCAUACUAAAGUUUACACUAACAGAUUUUCCAACCCAUGUUACUGCCGAAGAAAUCGAACGUGUACGUCGCCUUAUUGAUAUGCUUAAGGCUAAACAAUCUUUACUUUCCGAUAUUACCUUGCCUUCCGAAGAUUCUCUCUGUCCGAUCUGUUGUGCCAAACCCAUAACUGUUGUAUUCAAUCCCUGCAAACAUCAGUCGUGCAACAAUUGUAUACUCCAGCAUCUAAUGAAUUCGAAAGUGUGUUUUUAUUGCAAGACCCUGAUCAAAACUAUAGAGACCUCAGAUGGUACAAUUAUCUAUGAGAAUGCCGAGUAUGUGCAGACGCCAUCAUUAUUUGAAGUUUAGUUUUCAUUUAACAGAGUAAAGAAAUCAUCAUAAACUCGCAAUUAAACCCACCCACUCUUAAAUUACACAAAAAGUAAAUUAAUUAACUUUUUCUAUACUCAUAAAUGCUAGUCAAAUAUAUACAUACAUAUAUAAAUUAUAUACUAUAGAGUAUAUUUUAUAGAUUUAUAUAUAAGAAAUAUUCAAUUAUAUUUAGAAAAGCGAUAAAAACAGAAAAAAAUAUUUUAAGUCAAAUUUUUACACUGCCUUUAGAUUUUGUUAUUGGUAUUUUAAAAAAAGAACAAAUUAUUUAUAGUGUAUUUUCAACCAAGUAAAAAAAAAGCAAAUUAUAAAUUCCAUAUUUUUAUUAAAAUUAAAUUGUUAACCUAUUUACUUAGUUUAUAAUUUAUUUAAAACAGCUUUCAGUGUUUACUACAAAAGCUAUGCAUGAACAAUUAUUUUGAAAAUCUAAAUUUAGUAAAAGCAUUUAUUUAGUUUGUAAAUUAUUAUUUUAUGUUUAACACUUUCCGCUCCACAAA
Messenger RNA from Lucilia sericata (common green bottle fly), 3954 nucleotides. RefSeq names its product E3 ubiquitin-protein ligase RNF123 (gene Kpc1). The annotation marks the transcript as partial. The transcript has 13 exons. Gene Ontology annotation, molecular function: ubiquitin-protein transferase activity; protein binding. NCBI's taxonomy places the organism in Eukaryota, Metazoa, Arthropoda, Insecta, Diptera, Calliphoridae. Gene Ontology annotation, cellular component: cytoplasm. The record is from RefSeq and is a predicted model, not a curated record.